AUGUCCAAUAUAAAUAAAUAUAAUUGCGAAUACCAACACCGAUUGAACGAAGAACAGCAAAAAUCGAUACACAACGAAUGUCGCCCAAAGCGCAACCCUCAGAACGUACAAGCAUGGCUGAUUGGAAGAGAUGUCGCAUCCCUUGCUGCAGCAGUUCAUUUGAUCACUAAGGCCAAGGUCCCAGCCCAUCAGGUCCACAUUCUCGACAUCCAUCAUGGCUCCACUGGAGUGAUUAAGGCGCCAGGUGCACAGCCAUACUUCCAUGAAGAGUGUGUUAAAGACAUACUCAAUGUGGUUCCCAGUCUGACAGAUCCGGACAAGAGUUGCUGGGAGAAUAUAAAGGAACAUGAGUGGUACACCAGGCCGAUUAACCAGUCCCACGCCCGUGUAAUCCGACAAGACCAGGGGGAAACACGUCAGCGGAAAGCCCGCAUGGAUCUCAUCGAAUUCAUCUUGGAUGAUGAGAAAUCCUUUGGUCCCAAGAAGAUCGGCGAUUUAUUUGAUAAGACACUAUUCGAAUCAGAAUUCUGGACCUUAUGGUCUACCACCUUUAUGCUCCAAAAGUGGCACAGCGCAUCGGAAUUUCACAGGCUGCUUUGCAAAUAUCUGCCAGAAAUGCACACUCGAAAUAGCGUGUGA
This is a messenger RNA of Penicillium argentinense, 639 nucleotides long. RefSeq lists its product as uncharacterized. The record is from RefSeq and is a predicted model, not a curated record. The coding region runs from base 1 to 639 and encodes 212 amino acids. Lineage: Eukaryota; Fungi; Ascomycota; Eurotiomycetes; Eurotiales; Aspergillaceae. Gene Ontology annotation, biological process: fatty acid metabolic process. The transcript is spliced from 4 exons. Gene Ontology annotation, molecular function: oleate hydratase activity; FAD binding.